Cloeon dipterum is the source of this 4149-nucleotide messenger RNA. RefSeq lists its product as uncharacterized. The transcript has 10 exons. Bases 942 to 4007 code for a protein of 1021 amino acids. The record is from RefSeq and is a predicted model, not a curated record. Lineage: Eukaryota; Metazoa; Arthropoda; Insecta; Ephemeroptera; Baetidae.
GAAGUCGUCAAUCUUUGCCAAAUUUUUUCAUUAUUUUUCGCAUGGCAAUUAAUUUUCCUUUUGCAUAAUAUUUGUAAAAAUUGGAGUUUUGGACGCUUUUUUUAUUUAAUUUUUCAUUAUUCGACAAGAAAUUUCAUUUUUUAAAUAACAUAUGCACAGAUAAUUCCACACGCGCUCAAAUAAUAUUUUUGAGAAAUAAACCACUUACCGCUUCUUAUGAUAUCAGUGAUACGUCCGUAUGGUGUCUGUUAGCUCAAAUUGUGGCGACAGUAUUCUGCAGACGUUAAAUAAUUUAAUAGUUGGCAAAGAUUAAAUAACCUCAAAAACACUGUGAAACACGACUAUUGCGAAUCUGAUCGUUUCCCGCGUGAAAAAAGUUGGCGUCAGCGUUUUUCGAUGAGCGCGUGCAUCACGUUCAUUAAGAGAAAAAAUGAUUUUAACGCUCUCCGCAAUGCCAUCGUGUGUGUAUUGGAUCAACUAGGUUUUAAAAAUUAAAAAAGAUAAAUUGUCUCGUGACGUAAAAAAAUAAUAAAAUACGUUGAAUAGCUAAUUUUCGUGUUGCUUGAUUUUUUUCUGAUAUUCCCUACUAUUAUUUUUUCGAUUUUAAUUAUAUUUUAAUUUGUUUAAUUUAAUAACUUCAAAUUAUCAUCGUUCGAAGACGUAUUUUUAUUUCUGUGGUAGACAUGAUUGCAGCGUCAUCUGCUGUGCGAAUCGAUCACUACUACUAUUGCUUUUGCUUUUUGCCCGCAGUAGCGCUUCGCUCGCAUCUAGUCAUGCCUGUCGGUGAUAUAAUUUAAUUCCAAUCUGGCGCGACAACGCUUUGGGUGUGUGCGGUAAGGAGACAAGGUUCGCUGCAUCUAAAGCAUUGCUCGCUAUAGCAUGUGUCUACACUCCUUUUCCAACACCGCACUUUCUAUCUGAGUUUACUCGUCAGUGUCGGCAUGGCGAUUUUGAAGAUGAUGAUGAUCUUUUUGUGCGUUUUGACUGGUUUUGGGAUGGUGUCAUCGCUUGAGUUUUACAAAACUCAAGGGAUGACACGUUGUGUUGCCAAUGGGGAUGAAAAACUGGACUUUGUGCCAUCAUCCGUUGCUGCUAGGAGCACCGCAAUUGGACAGAUCGCAUUGACAAACUGGCGUUUGAGCAGCAUCUUACACACGGAUGUCGAUCUGAAAGCCUACUCAAAUUCGCGCCUGUCAAACGAAAUGGGUCUCUACAAGGACGAUGUUGAGCUGGGAUGGACGUCUGAAAUGUUGAUGAUGAAAGCAGCUACACAAGAGUCGUGGUUGAAAGUUGGUAGACAGACAAUGCACUUUGGACAGGAUACCACGAUUUGGCUGAUGAAAAGUUCCGGCUAUUGGAGUGUUUUGGGAGGUGAAACGUCCAAGAUGCGCAUCCGCCAAGAUGAUGAUCGUGUCAGAUUCAGCGGAAUGAGAGUUUCUGAUGCCCCUCUCUUUGUGUGGUAUCCGUUCAUGCCAAAUACUGCUUUGAAUGCUGACGCUGAUGGUGUUGCAUUUUUCGAGGCAACCGAUACAAUCGCGGCUGUGGGAGUUGAGAGUCCUACCGGCUUGAUAUGGUUUGAAAAUGAUGUUCGUUUGAACAAGUUUCACGUGUGGAAGGGAAAGAGUCGACUGAUGGUCAAAGAACGCAUCCACAGCUUUGACAGCAGAGUGGUUGUGUACACCAACAUUUUCAAGACAGAAAAUGAUUUGGAAUCUGGCGGUCAGCAAGCUGUAGGCUGUCGCAAUUCAAGCACCCAAACAAGAAACAUCACGACCGAUUGUCCCUGCUAUGCGUGCAACGUGCUAUUGUGUGUGUGUCGCGACUGCUUGCCGCUGUACAAUAUCCGUGAGUCAUCGCAUGAAAACGAUAUGUUUGCUUCCAUACCGUCUUUGGAAAAUAACUCAAACUUCACAGAAAUGAUUAUGGAAAACUCAACUAUCGCCACUAUCCUCUCGGAAACGACCCCUACAAAGGUUGAAAAUUCGACCACCACCACUGACCUCGCGGAAAUAGAUUCUAUGGAAAAACACAAUACAACCGAUUUCCCCAUUCUGGAAAUGUCUACCGAGACAAUAACCGAUUCUUCGUCAAUCGUUUGGGAAGAAACACUCGCGUUGGAAACGACUACAUUCACUACGUUGUUUACGGAAACAACACCGCACCCCUUAGAGAGAAGCACCGAACCUAUCACUUCUAUGAAAGCUAUCGUUCCGCCCCCACUUUCAACACACUCGUCAACCAAAAUUCCAAAUGUGACAAACGCGGCUAAAGGAGAACCAAAUACAACCGAUUUGCUCAUUCUGGAAAUGUCUACCGAGACAAUAACCGAUUCUUCGUCAACCGUUUGGGAAGAAACACUCGCGUUGGAAACGACUACAUUCUCUACACUGUCUAUGGAAACAACAUCGCGCCCCUUAGAGAGAAGUACCGAACCUGUCACUUCUAUGAAAGCUACCGUUCCGCCCCCACUUUCAACACACUCGUCAAGCAAAAUUCCAAAUGUGACAGAAGUGGUAAAAGGACAUGCUAUUAUAGCAAAUUGUGAAAAUUGCAGCGAAGAAAACUCUAGUGUAGCGAGUUGUUGCGUGUCAACUAACACAUCAUCUGAUUGUGUAGCUUGCGAUCUGGUUGAAAGUAGUCUGACGAAAGAAAUAUCUUGCAAAAACUGUAGCGUCAAUGCGAAAACCGAUCAGAAUAUUGAAAGGUUUGACAUGCACGUUGAGAUGGUUAAAAAGCCACCGGUGUUGGCUAAAAUUGACAUUACCAACUCUACUCUAACGAAACAUGUACAAAACGAUGAUCUGGAAAACAUUGAAAGAUUUGACGUCAUUAUUGAGAUGGAACAAUGGCCUCCGGUCUUAUCAGAAAUUUUUGUUGUCGGAAAUGAUGAUCGCGCAAACGCAAGUUUUGUAAACACACAUUUCGAAUCAAAAAAUGAUGAAAAACCACCGCAUUCAGAGUCAUUGCAGGAACUGUCUCCGACGACAGAAUCGAAACUUUUUGUCGGAAAUGAUGAUCGUGCAAACGCUAGUUUUGUAAAAAAAAAUGAUCAUUUUGUAAACGUGCAUUUCGAAUCAAAAAAUUAUGAAAAACCACCGCUUACAGAGUCAUUGCAGGAACUGUCUCCGAUGACAGAAUCAGAACUUUUUGUCGGAAAUGACGAGCGCGCAAACACAAGUUUUGUAAAAAAAGAACAUUUUAUAAACGUGCAUGUGAAAGCGAAAAAUGAUGAAAAACCACAGCAUACAGAGCCAUUGCGGGAACUGUCUCCGACACCAGAAUCAGAACUUUUUGUUGGAAAUGACGAGCGCGCAAACGCUAGUUUUGUAAAAAAUGAUCAUUUUGUAUACGUGCAUUUCGAAUCAAAAAAUUAUGAAAAACCACCGCUUACAGAGUCAUUGCAGGAACUGUCUCCGAUGACAGAAUCAGAACUUUUUGUCGGAAAUGACGAGCGCGCAAACACAAGUUUUGUAAAAAAUGAUCAUUUUGUAAACGUGCAUGUCAAAGAAAAAAAUGACGAUAAAAUUUCUAACACACCACCUGCAGAGCCGUUGCAGGGACAAUCUCCGACAGACAGCCCGCUGAGGGGUACGACUUUGACGUCCUCAAAUGACAUGACGAGCACUCCACCACCAGUCAAAAUGAUUGACCAACAGUUCAAACACUUGCGUGGAAUUUUGAUUGGUGUCUGCCUGUUGCUGACUGUCGCGUUCUUGCUUGCCUUUGGUUUUGGCGUUUACCAACAAUUGCGUAAACAAACUCUGGCCAAGCGCUUUGUGGGUGACUGGGAUGAAAGAGGUGAAAGAUUUGAGGCGGACGAGAUUGGUGGUGAAGGACGAGAGUUGACGGAUCAAAAUGGACAGGGGUCAGAAGAGAAGGUUGAGCAAAUUGAAGUUGUUGUGCAAAGGGAGGCUGCAGACGUUCCCUUGUCCGAUUCCGAGGAUGAGAGUGCUCCACCAAGCAAAAAAAGACGCAGAAGUCAGCGUCUGGCCAGAAAAAGGUGUUAAGAACACAUACCUGGAAAAAUUUGGGGAGUCCAUUUCUUUGCGUCCAGAGGUUCAGAAUGUUUAGUCGACACAUGUUGAUGUAGAAAUGUCUGUCUGGUCAAAAAACAUUUUUGCUUUUUUUUCGUUUCCCUGUAUGGAGGGG